AUGGAACCAACUGCUGGAAACCGCAAUUAUCGACCACAGAUGUUAACAAAGUCUCACACAGUACGUGGGAACUUCGGCUCUCAUAUCCAAACUCGAUUACCGGAUCUAAUCACAAACUACGCCACACAUAUGGUCUCAACAGUCGUAUACGGUGACGCUAGAAAAAACACACCAGUGAACGGAUUUAAAUUCUAUCUUGAAGAAAAGAACGCUGCAUGGUGCACGACGGAGAUGGGUUUUGACCGCCAAUCGAUGGGACUUUUACAAAUUCAAUUGAUGGUUGGCGAGAAAACAAGAGAAAAUGACUUUGGCGGAGUUUGGUUUGACAUUCCAUACAAUAGGAAAUUAGUUGAAGGCAAGUCGGAAAAUACUUACACGACUCGUUUACGUCUCAAACAUAGCCUCAUAAUGUCGAACGGAAUGAAGAGCAGUAUAAAUAUUGAACAUAUGCCAGUUGUGACUUGCGAACGAACUCUCCCAACAACUAAUCAUUAUGAUUCUGCCGAUAGCGGAUACGGAGACUACGACGAAGAUUCUGACGAAUAUUUUGGCGAUGAUGAACCUGAUUUUCAGUUCUUGGAAAUGAGAAUUUCUUCACGGCUCCUUUUCUCAAUGAUUGACGAAAAAGACAAUCGUGCGUCAUAA
Molecule: messenger RNA, 645 nt
Organism: Ambispora gerdemannii
Lineage: Eukaryota; Fungi; Glomeromycota; Glomeromycetes; Archaeosporales; Ambisporaceae
Source: the annotation of a GenBank genome assembly